Messenger RNA from Adineta steineri, 780 nucleotides. The record is from the annotation of a GenBank genome assembly. Lineage: Eukaryota; Metazoa; Rotifera; Eurotatoria; Adinetida; Adinetidae.
AUGGAACAGCAAUGCUCAGGUCAAUGUAUUCGUCGAACAUUAUAUGCUGUUAUAAUUGGUGUAUCACCUGUUGUUAUUUGUUUAUUAUUUAUUGGAUUUGCUCGUUUAGUAUUACAUCGUCUUGAAAUAGCUUAUUAUCGUCGACAUAAACCCACGGAUCGUCGUUCGUCAUUCCUCAUUCCUCAAAAUGGUCGUCUUGCUCUAUCAUAUACACCUGUAUCGCAUGCUGAAUUACAACGUAUAAUUCAAGGUGAACACCAAAAUCAACAAUCCAAUGAUUCUCAUAAUACAAGUGCUAUACGUAAAGCACCAAGAUUUAUUAAAUCACUACUACCACGACGUGAAUUAGCACCAACAUCAAGUAUUCUUGCAAAUCUUGUUAUACGUCAUGAUAUUAAUGAUCCACAUCCAUUGACAUCUAUGUUUGCACCUGUUGAUAUUGAUACACCAUUAGAACCUACAUUUAGUAUAAUUAAUGAACAUGAUAAACGACGACCAAGUAUUAUUACUAUAACACGAGAAUCAAUUGAGACAACAACAUUAUCUGUUACGAUGAAUAAUAAUUCUUCGAAUAUGACUGCUGAAAUCGAACCUGAACCAAUAAGAAUGGAUCCAUUAACGGCAACAACGAAAACUACAACAACAACGGUUGCUGUAGAAGAAUUUCUUGAUUUUCAUUCAGUUAGUUCAUUACCAUGUGUAUUAAGUUUACUCGAUACAGUUUCAGACAAUGAUAAUAAUCAAAAUUUAGAGAUAAAUAAAUAUAAUGAAGAUGAUUAA